Messenger RNA from Camelina sativa (false flax), 2211 nucleotides. The record is from RefSeq and is a predicted model, not a curated record. Lineage: Eukaryota; Viridiplantae; Streptophyta; Magnoliopsida; Brassicales; Brassicaceae.
AUGGAAAAAUUGGCUCUAGCAGUGGUCACUUCGGCAAGGAAGCUGCGGCCUUACUUCCAGUCCCAUACGAUCGUAAUCCUGACGACGCAGCCACUUCGGACGGUAUUACAUAGUCCGAGCCAAUCCGGACGGCUGGCUAAAUGGUCUGUUGAGUUGAGCAAAUAUGACAUCGAGUUCCGGACUCGAACCUGCGCGAAGUCACAAGUGCUGGCCGAUUUCUUGAUCGAACUCCCACUAGCCUCCUCGGCUAGCGAUAAUGUCGAAACUCCAUGGACGCUGUAUGUUGAUGGAGCUUCUUCCAAAUCAGGGGCAGGAAUCGGGGUCCGCCUCACUUCUCCUACAGGCGAAGUGAUCGAGCAAUCAUUUCGCUUGGCUUUCAGUGCAUCCAACAACGAAGCUGAGUACGAAUCUUUCCUUGCCGGCUUGCGCCUCGCAGUGGGGAUUGGUGUCCGAAAACUUCGAGCUUUUUGCGAUUCGCAGCUGGUCACCAACCAGUUUUUGGGGGAGUACGAAACAAAGGAUGGCCGCAUGGAGGCUUAUUUGUCCACAGCGCGGGAGUUAGUCGCCAAGUUCGAGGAGUUCGAAAUCACUAAGAUCCCACAAAGUGAGAACUCCGCUGCGGACGCUUUAGCAUCUCUGGCUUCCACUUCGGAUCCUGCGACAACAAGGAUCAUCCCCGUCGAAGUCAUCCAGUUUCCAAGCAUCCGGCUAGAGAGCACAAACGUCGUGACCCGCGCAAUGAAAAAACAGUUGGCCGCUGAAGAAGCAGCUCGUAAGACGGCUGCGGACUCUCGACCCCCGGAAGAUCCGGACCCUGUCUUGCCUACCCCAAUGGAAGUUCACUCACCUCUCGCCGAGCCCGACGAAAGUUCAGCUCCGGAAUCAUCGAGCUCACCAGCUGACAAUCAAGCCAUUAUCCCACAUGCCACCUCGAGCGGCACGAAUUCUAACAGCUGGGGGGCAGACGACUGGCGGAGCCCGAUCUGGGCUUACCUGGAAAAAGGGGAACUCCCAGCCGACAAGUGGGCAGCUAGGAAACUCAAGGUUAUCAGUGCGCGGUACUGCAUCCACAACGGAAUACUUCUACGCCGAAGUGUAGCCGGUCCUUAUCUAACGUGCGUGGCUGGCAGAGAGCCCGUGAUGCUAAUGCGAGCUGUUCAUGACGGUCCCAAUGGGAAUCACUCCGGAGGUCGGACUCUGGCUUUCAAAAUCAAACGGCAAGGAUACUUCUGGCCUACCAUGAUCACGGACUGCGAAAAGUAUUCUCGAACUUGUGAGAAGUGUCAGAAGCACGCCCCGUCAAUGCACCAACCUACCGAGCUCUUGUCUUCAGUGUCCGCGCCAUACCCAUUCAUGAGGUGGUCUAUGGAUAUCAUCGGUCCAUUACAUCGAGGACCAGGAGGAGUCCAGUACGUGCUCGCUCUUACCGACUAUUUCUCCAAAUGGGUAGAAGCGGCAGCCUAUGCGAAAGUAACAAGUGACGAAGUGGAACAGUUCGUGCUUAAGAGCAUAAUCUACCGCUACGGUGUCCCAUAUGAAAUCAUUACGGACAAUGGCCCGCAAUUCAUCUCUUCGAAGUUCGAAGAAUUCUGUGCGAAGUGGAAAAUUCGACUCAAUAAGUCAACCCCUCGUUACCCGCAAGGUAAUGGACAAGCCGAGGCGAUGAAUAAGGUCAUACUUGCCAACUUGAAGAAACGGCUCGAUGCUCGUAAGGGGCGCUGGCCGGACGAACUUCAGGGCGUCCUUUGGGCGAUCCGAACAACACCUCGGCGGGCCACUAAUGAGACACCUUUCUCCCUGGUUUACGGAGUUGAUGCCGUAGUCCCAGCCGAUAUAGAAGUGCUCGGAGUCCGUACUGCGCUAAAUCCACCUCGACCUGAAGAGAAUGAGGAAUUCCUACAGGAUACUCUCGAUACAAUCAACGAGCGUCGGGAUCAGGCCUUGGUUCGGAUCCAGAAUUACCAGAACGCAGUAGCUCGGUACUAUAACUCCAAAAUCCGAGGCAGACCCUUGGCAGUUGGCGACCUAGUCCUCCGGAAAGUCCACGAGAACACCGAGGAGCUCAAUGCAGGGAAGCUGGGAAUUAACUGGGAAGGACCAUACAAAAUUACUCGCGAAGUCCGAAAUGGAGUCUAUCAGCUCGAGGACUCAGAGGGGAAACCAGUCCCGAGGUCUUGGAAUUCUUUACACCUCAAACUCUUUCACAGCUGA